Molecule: messenger RNA, 949 nt
Organism: Thermothielavioides terrestris NRRL 8126
Lineage: Eukaryota; Fungi; Ascomycota; Sordariomycetes; Sordariales; Chaetomiaceae
Exons: 1
Coding region: 224-808 (194 amino acids)
Source: RefSeq, a predicted model, not a curated record
GACAAGCCUCUCUUGCUUCGCUUGUCCACCAUCGAAAAGGGUACCCGUAAUUCGUUCUUAGUCUCUUAACCUAUUUAUCAUCCCGUUGCUAUACCCAGCUUUCCCUCCGUCAACCGCCUCCACGUUGCGGAAUCCUACCAGCAGGCAGGCAAACAGUGAGUCAAUCAGUCAGUCAGUCAGUCAAUCAGCCAGCCAGAGAAAGGAGCCUUGAGAACUGCGGAAAAUGGAGCAACCAUCGCCAACACAGCCCAACAAUGACUUCAACAACACGACGCCCACCAGUAGCAGCAGCAACAGCAGCACAACAACAACAACAACGAGGACAGCCUUCGGCACCCGCCGGGCAGUCAAGAACCCGGCCUUCGAGGCCAAGCUGGCGCAGAUGUCGCUGCAGCUGGCGCCGCUGGUGCAGCUGACGACGGGGCAGGUGCACCCGGCGUUCCCGCGCACGCUGCUGGCCUUCUGGCUGCUGACGGACGAGCAGCUGGAGUCGCUGGCGCACUUCUACCACCAGCGGACGCCGUGCCGCUGGACGCGGCACUACCCGUGCCCCGUCGCGUGGCCGCCGGGCAUGACGCUCGAGGAGAAGCGCCGCAAGCUGGGCCGCUUCAUCGGCCUGCGCGGCUGCGAGACCCCCAUCGAGCGCCUCGUCUCCGACGAGGUCGCCGGCCGCCUCGGCCGCUCCGAGGACGAGAUCUGCGAGGACGCCCGCCGCGCAAGGCUCGAGGGCGCCGCCUCCGGGGGGAGUGGUCGGAACGGGCAGCACGACGAGGUCGAUGAGGUCCGCCGGAAGAUGGGCUGGUAUUAGAAGAGGGGCGGGGAGUUGGAGGGCGUGCAUGGCCCCUUGAAUGAUGUGCUUUUCUUUUGAGGCAAAGCGAGCGAUGAGAAUUUGUUUGGGGGGAACAUUGGUUUUUGGAGACUUUGCAUAUCCUCUUUGGCAUUGUCAAGG